AUUUUACAGCAAGUGCUGAUCUAAGCGACCAAAAUCUGUCAAUUUCUGUGUGGAAAAAAUGAGAGCCUGCUGAAGAUUUUUUUUCCUCCAAAAUCAUGGCAGAUUCUGAGCUCAGCAAGGCGUUGAAGGAUUUACCGAACCGCGUGAUAAAUGUUGGCGUGGAAGAGAGAAAAGCCCUGAUUGACAAUGUUAUUCAAGUCCUACCGAAUCCUGGCAUAAAUACAACGGUUGUGAAGGGGAUUUGUCGUGUAGUUGGGACAACGUUGACCAAGUACCGUGAUCCUGCAUCUCAGGGCCUAAUUCGGAACUUGAUUGUGGCAUUGGUGCAGCAGCACAAUGACUGGACACUGGAGCACUUCAAUGGGGUCUUCAAGACACUCCUUACGAAGGAUUUGGCCUCAGCACCGGCAAUUAAGGCUUCCCAGGCUGCUGUGAUUGCCCUCACGUGGGCUAAUCUGCUCGUAGUUCACCGGAAAUGUGACUCAAAGGUCACUGAGACGGAAUUCCCGAAGCUCCUGGAGCAUCAAUCGCAGCUCUACCAACUUGCACUGUCCGUAGCCAAUCCCAAAUUAACCCAGAAGGCAGAUGAACUCCUGGAGCAAUGCUGGGAAUCAGCAAAUGUCUUAGAUUCCACGGAAGUCUUGUUGAAAAUGGAACCAGCAUCGAAUGUGAUUCUCCUCCUUGCAGCUGCCAUUCGUUUCUGUGACACUUUCAAUCCCCAAGAGGAGCUCCUGGAGAAGAAUAAGGCAAAAGUUCUGGAACACUUCAUUAAAGGCUUGAUUACCGUGAAGACAAAGCCGAAUGUUUACUUCUUCACCGUCUGCCAGAAUAUCCUGCAAUCAAUCACAAAGGAAGAAUUCCAAUCGUCUGUCCUUCCGGCACUUCAGCGUGCAAUGCUCAGAAGUCCGGAGAUUAUCCUUCAGGGCGUGGGGGCGAUUGUGCGGGAGGUUGAUGUGGGCAUGAGUGACUUUGCAAUGGACAUGGGGAAGACUCUCAUUCAAAAUCUCUACUCCAAGAACGAUGUGACGCGUCAGGAAGCUGCGGAUUCACUGAGGUACGUUGCGGAGAAAUGCGAGAGCGCGGAAACAAUUGAGAAUCUCCUCAAGCAUAUCUUCGGUGUGUGGAAUGGCUCCGAUGGGAAGAUCACCGUCGUUGAGUAUCGCAUCAAUGUACUUCAGGGAAUUGGAAAUCUCAGCUACAACGGCCUCCUUCCUGAAUCAAUGGAUUCCAUUCUGAGCUUAGUUGUGGAUAAUUUCGUCAAGAUCCUCGAAACGGAGAGUCACGAAAAGAUCCUCUGUCAUUCAUUGGAAAUGUUCAGCCUGUGGGCGAGUAAUUUCGAAGGGGAACUUCCCGGAAAGAUAAUCUCAGUCUUCCGGAAGGGCAUUGAGGGGAAAUCUGUGACGCAAAAUGUUCGUAUAAGUUAUCUAGAUUGGCUCCUAGCAUGCCUCCAGGGGGGAACGUUGAAGAACGGCGGGGAGCUGAUCCCAUUUCUGCUGAAGACCGUUGAAAAGGCAGCUCAGAAUCCCACGCAAAUCCCCGCAGUGACCGAAGGGUUGUGUGCCAGCUGUAUUAUCCUGCUCCUCGAGAGUCGCCUUGAUGAGGAGCAAUCGGCCAAACUCUCCACUUUCUGGGGAAUAAUUCUCGAUUUGAAUAAGCAGGUGUUCAUCACGGAGAAAUUCAUCGCCAGCGUUCCCGCAGAGACUCUCAAGCAUGUUAUGUUGCUCAUUGAGAAGCUCCUUCUGUAUCAUUUUGAUCGCCUCAAGGGAUGUCCGGAUGUUCUCUACAGAGCUGCUGUAACAUGCAUGACAACAUCCUCCGUGUACGUGCGGAUCUACUGUCAGGCACUCACGCGGAAUAUUGCAAUCAGUGAGAAUGGAGUGAUGCUUAUUCUGGAAUUCCUUUCAAAACUAACCACCUACAUGGAGACUGCAAAGAUUCACAUGGAUACAGAGGCAGGAGCUGAGGAAGGAAGUAUCCCCGUUGCGGCUUUUAUUGACACCAUUGAAACACUUUGUACAUCAAAAGACUUGGAACGUAUUGAUGCGGAGAAAGUUGCCCUAAAAUGCUUACUCUGUUGCCAUCAUUCAGCUCUUGUGGGGACAAAGAACAAUCUGUGGGAAUCCCUCCUGAAAGCAAUGAAAGUUGAUCCCAAAACACUCGUAACGAUCAAUGGGGGAAAGAUCUUUGAGAUUCUCCUUCAUAACUAUCGAAUCACGUCAAUGUUUGAGAAUUCUGUGGCAACGAUAAGUCGCAUUAAUCCGGAUAUUUUGCUCCCACAAGUCAUGGAGAUGGUCUCCUCGGAGCUGGGGUGUGAAGCCAUGUCCAAUGUGACUGAUGAUGAAUACUUUACGUAUUUGACGCCUGAAGGGGAAUUGUACGAUAAGAGUGUUAUCCCCAAUUCCGAAGACAUUUAUCAGGUGUCGGGGAUGAAGCGUGAGAAUAAGGUUUACAGCUACAAGGAGCAAGUUGAGGAGUUGCAGCUGCGCCGGGAGAUUGAGGAGAAGCGUCGCAAGGAGGGUAAGGCAAAGCCAAUUCAGCUUACGCCGAAGCAGAAGGAAGCCAUAAAGAAUCAAACUGAUAAGGAGAAUGCAAUCAGGGCUCGUUUAACUGAUAUCAAUGAUCGGCUUUUGAAGUUGAUAUCGAUGAUUGAGAGUGUUUCAAAGGGGAAUCCCGAGCAAUUGGCAACGCACUUUAGUUGCCUUCUGCCGAAUAUUUUGGCUCAACUGAAGAAUCCACUUGCUGCUCCACUUCUCACGAAGCUCUAUCAUCAUUUGCGCCUAUCCUGCUUCCCGGAGGCUCUUCAUGCGUUGAGAGAUUCCCUGGCCGUGACAACGAUUCGUCUGUAUGAGCCUCACUGUGAUCUUCCGGAGAAUUGGGUUGAGGCUCCAAUCAAUGAGAGUGUAGCCACAGUGUUGGCGGAAUUGUAUUCAGCCAUAGCUGAGGAGGAGAAUGAGGUGAACGGGGAGACGGAGAAUGGGCAAACGGAGGGGAUUCUCUCAUCUCCGGCUUUUUGCUAUGCUUUUGAAUUCCUCCGGAAGUGCAUGUCAAUGCCACCGGUGUCAAAGGAUGAGAACUUACUCCUCUAUGGGAUCCAUAUUAUCAGUCAGCAUGCUCAGACACGUGGGGUUAGUGAUCGGGGAUUAGCUACAGACUACAGGCAUCCGAAGUAUUUGCCCCGAUUGGAAAUGAUGAGACUCCUUCUCGGGAUAAUCAGCAAGAAUCGUGGAAGGGUUCAAACUCAGGCUGUUUCAGCUCUUCUCGAUGUGGCAGAAGCCUCCUCCGGACGGGAGUACUGUGCAAAACCAACACGGGAUGAGCUGGAACUUCUCCUGAAAGCCAUUGAGAAUAGCACAGAGGCCAUACGAGAUGUUGCCUUAAGGGCUCUUCUUAUUCUCGUGGAAACUUUUGCAUCCUUUGAAUGUGAUCCUGAUCUCCAUCGUCGGCUCAUUUGUCGCUUGUGGAUUGCAAAGCACGACAUAAGUGAUGAUAAUCGUGGAUUGGCUGAAAAUCUCUGGACUGCAUCGCACUUUGUUCUCCCAAAGGAUGUUACGAGGUAUCUCAUGAAGGAUGUCAUUCAUCAGGAGUCUUGUAUUCAGAAGGCAACGGCUAGUUCUCUCGUGUCAAUCCUGGCAGAAGACUCUGAGCCUCUUCAGGAGAUCCUUGAUCAACUUCUGAGCAUCUACAAUGACAAACUAGCGAUGAUUCCGCCGAAACUCGAUCAGUUUGAUCGGGAAAUUGAACCGGCUAUUGAUCAAUGGGGACCAAGGCGUGGUGUGGCUUAUGCUCUGUGCCAGGUAUCGCAGUUCUUCGAUGAGAAACAAGUCUUCUCGACGAUCCAAUUCAUGGUUUCAAAGGGCCUAGGUGAUCGGGAUGAAAUGGUGCACAAGGAAAUGCUAGCAGCUAGCUUGGCAAUUGUGGAUAAGCAUGGAAAGGAGACAAUUGCUCGCCUGCUUCCCGUUUUUGAGGAAUUCCUCGAUAAAGCUCCCAAUUCUAGUCGCUACGAUAACAUCCGUCAAGCUGUUGUUAUUCUCAUGGGAUCCCUGGCAAGGCAUUUGGAGGUAAAUGAUGAGCGUAUUCAGCCAAUUGUUAAGAGACUCCUUGCUGCUCUUGCAACGCCAUCGGAAACUGUUCAGGAAGCUGUAGCCAGUUGUCUGCCACACUUGAUUCCCUCCGUGAAGGAUGAAGCACCGCAGAUGAUUAAGAAGUUGCUGCAUCAACUUGUCAAAGCGGAAAAGUACGGAGAAAGACGUGGUGCGGCCUAUGGAAUAGCGGGAAUUGUCAAAGGAUUGGGAAUUAUUUCGCUGAAGCAAUUGGACAUUAUGACAAAGCUAACAAACUACAUUCAGGACAAGAAGAACUACAAAUCCCGCGAAGGAGCUCUCUUUGCCUUUGAGAUGCUCUGCAAGACACUUGGGAGGCUCUUUGAACCCUACAUUGUGCACGUUCUCCCAUUCCUGCUUCAGUGCUUCGGGGAUUCAUCGCAAUACGUCCGGCAGUCGGCUGAUGAUACGGCGAAGGUUGUGAUGGGAAAGUUGUCGGCUUAUGGUGUUAAAUUGGUACUUCCGGCACUUCUGAAUGCCCUCGAUGAGGAUUCGUGGCGCACAAAGACAGCUUCCGUUGAGCUACUCGGUGCAAUGGCUUACUGUGCCCCUAAACAGCUAUCAUCCUGCCUCCCAAGUAUUGUCCCGAAGCUCAUUGAGGUUCUCAGUGAUUCACAUUCGAAGGUACAAGAAGCCGGGGCAGAUGCCCUCCGUGUUAUCGGGUCGGUAAUAAAGAAUCCCGAAAUUCAGGCGAUUGUACCCGUUCUCCUGCGCGCUCUUGAAGAUCCGGCAAAUAAGACUUCGGCUUCCCUUCAGAGUUUACUUGAAACGAAGUUUGUUCACUUUAUUGAUGCUCCGUCGUUGGCUCUCAUUAUGCCCGUUGUACAGAGAGCCUUCAUUAUGCGAUCUCCGGAAACGAGAAAGAUGGCAGCAAAGAUUAUUGGGAACAUGUAUUCGUUGACUGAUCAAAAGGAUCUAACGCCGUAUCUUCCAAACAUUAUUCCCGGUCUCAAAACUUCCCUUCUGGAUCCUGUACCGGAAGUGCGUGCUGUGUCAGCUCGGGCUCUUGGGGCAAUGGUACGAGGAAUGGGUGAAUCCUCCUUUGAAGAUCUCCUUCCGUGGCUUAUGCAAACGCUGACGUCUGAGAGUAGCAGCGUUGAUCGAUCUGGAGCAGCUCAGGGGCUUUCGGAGGUUGUUGGAGGGCUCGGAGUUGAGAAGCUGCACAAAUUGAUGCCUGAAAUUAUAAGUACAGCUGAACGCAAUGAUAUAGCUCCGCAUGUCAAGGACGGGUACAUAAUGAUGUUCAUCUACAUGCCAGCUGCUUUCCCGAGUGAGUUUACACCGUACAUUGGACAGAUCAUUAAUCCAAUCUUGAAAGCUCUAGCAGAUGAGAAUGAGUACGUGAGGGAGACAGCACUAAAAGCUGGUCAGAGAAUCGUCAACAUGUAUGCAGAAUCGGCAAUUGCACUCCUUCUUCCGGAACUGGAGAAAGGGCUCUUUGACGACAACUGGCGCAUUCGCUUUAGUUCUGUUCAACUCCUUGGGGAUCUGCUGUAUCGUAUUUCGGGAGUUUCGGGCAAGAUGACAACUGAAACAGCCAGUGAGGAUGAUAACUUCGGUACAGAACAAUCGCAUACUGCCAUCAUUCGAUCUUUGGGUGCGGAGAGGCGAAAUAGAGUUCUAGCGGGUCUCUACAUGGGUCGUAGCGAUGUCUCCUUGAUGGUACGUCAGGCUGCUUUGCACGUGUGGAAGGUUGUUGUGACAAACACCCCACGUACACUUCGUGAAAUUUUGCCAACACUCUUUGGGUUACUUCUUGGAUGCCUUGCCAGUACAAGUUUCGAUAAGCGUCAAGUGGCCGCGAGGACUCUUGGGGAUCUAGUAAGGAAACUAGGUGAACGAGUUCUUCCCGAGAUAAUACCUAUUCUCGAGCGUGGAUUGAAUUCCGAUCAAGCUGAUCAACGCCAGGGGGUGUGUAUUGGUUUAUCCGAAAUCAUGGCGUCCACAUCAAAGGACAUGGUACUUACAUUCGUAAAUAGUCUCGUUCCCACGGUGAGACGUGCACUAAGUGAUCCUGUUUUGGAGGUACGAAUGUCCGCUGCAAAGACAUUCGAUUCACUCCAUGCAACAGUUGGCAAUCGUGCCCUCGAUGACAUCCUACCGUCUAUGCUGAAUGGACUCAGUGAUCCAGAUCCCGUUGUGGUUGAGUGCACACUUGAUGGCCUACGUCAAGUAAUGGCUAUAAAGUCACGCGUUGUACUGCCGUAUUUGGUGCCACAACUCACUGCAACGCCUGUCAACACGAAGGCUCUUUCAAUCCUUGCUUCUGUUGCCGGUGAAGCUCUGACGAAGUUUCUGCCUAAAAUUCUCCCAGCUCUCCUUACGGCUCUCUCAUCGGCCCAAGGGCAGCCUAAUGAAGCUCAAGAGCUAGAAUACUGCCAAGCUGUUAUACUGUCUGUGAGUGAUGAGGUUGGAGUACGAACGAUUAUGGAUACGCUCAUGGUAUCGACCAAGUCUAAUCAGACUGAUGUUAGGAGGGCUGCAGCAACACUCCUUUGUGCUUUUUGUACUCAUUCUCCUGGAGACUACAGUCAGUACGUUCCACAACUACUGCGUGGUUUACUGCAACUGCUAGCUGAUACAGAUCGGGAUGUACUGCAGAGAUCAUGGGAGGCUCUCAAUGCUGUUACAAAGACACUGGAUUCAGCACAACAGAUUGCUCAUGUUUCCGAUGUAAGGCAGGCUGUUAGAUUUGCAGCGAGUGAUCUCAAGGGGGAAGAGUUACCGGGUUUCUGCCUACCUAAAGGCAUCACCCCGCUCCUGCCGGUUUUCCGUGAGGCCAUACUCAAUGGUUUACCGGAGGAGAAGGAGAACGCAGCUCAGGGGUUGGGAGAGGUGAUCUCAUUAACAUCAGCGGCAUCCCUGCAACCGUCAGUUGUUCACAUCACGGGUCCACUUAUCCGUAUUCUAGGCGAUCGCUUCAAUGCUGGCGUCAAGGCGUCCGUGUUGGAAACACUGGCUAUACUACUGCGAAAAGUGGGGGUGAUGCUGAAGCAAUUCCUGCCGCAGUUGCAGACAACAUUCCUCAAGGCCCUACACGAUCCACAUCGCCUGGUUCGCAUUAAGGCGGGGCACGCCCUGGCUCAGCUUGUUGUCAUCCACACGCGGGCUGAUCCGCUCUUUACGGAAAUGCACACGGGGAUCAAGGGGAAUGAUGAUUCAGCUGUGAGGGAGACAAUGCUGCAAGCCCUGCGGGGGAUCACCACACCGGCUGGGGACAAAAUGACGGAGCCACUGCGAAAGCAAGUCUACACAACGCUCGUUUCCAUGCUCAACUUCCCCGAGGAUAUUUCCCGUAGUGCUGUAGGUGGUUGCCUAGGGGCCAUGUGCAAGUGGUUAACACCUGAGCAGCUCGAUGAUGCACUGCUGGGACACAUCCUGAAUGAAGAUCAUGCAGAAGAUUGGGUACUACGGCACGGGCGUACGUCGGCACUCUUUGUUGUGCUCAAGGAAGCUCCUGAGGUGGUUUAUGUGCCAAAAUAUGAAGCCAAAAUAUGCAAAGUUAUCGUGAAUUGCAUCACAUCCGAUAAGAUUCCAAUUGCAUGCAAUGCCGUACGCGCUGCUGGCUACCUACUGCAGUACUGCAUGAAUGCCGGGAAGCCCCUACCGCAGCCAAUCUUGGGACCAUUUGUACGCGCCAUGAAUCACGUGAGUAACGAAGUGAAGCAACUUCUGGCCAAUACGUGCAACUACCUGGCGAAGGUGGUACCGGCGGAGAACACUCCGCCUGAGUUUCUGCGCAUCCUCAUCCCAAUGCUGGUUAAUGGCACAAAGGAGAAGAAUGGGUAUGUCAAGUCCAACUCAGAGACAGCUCUCAUUGCCAUGCUGCGUCUGCGGACGGGCGAGGAGACGCAUCAGAAGUGCAUGGCUUUGCUGGAAGUGGGGGCCAGGGAGUCUCUCAGUGAGGUCGUGACGAAGGUGCUGCGCAAGGUGGCUCUUCAGCCGAUUGGUAAAGAAGAAGACCUAGACGAUACAAUUCUGUCUUGAUCACAGUUCAAUGCAAACGGGAUCAUCAGUGACCACACUCAAUGUAUUUUACAGUCAAUCCAUAUUAAGUCGAUGUGUCUAAUUUCAAUAAAAAUUUAUUAUUAUAAUCUUAAAAAAA
This is a messenger RNA of Lutzomyia longipalpis, 8205 nucleotides long. RefSeq names its product eIF-2-alpha kinase activator GCN1 (gene l(3)80Fj). The record is from RefSeq and is a predicted model, not a curated record. The transcript has 5 exons. Gene Ontology annotation, molecular function: protein kinase regulator activity. The coding region runs from base 96 to 8087 and encodes 2663 amino acids. Gene Ontology annotation, biological process: cellular response to amino acid starvation; regulation of translation. NCBI's taxonomy places the organism in Eukaryota, Metazoa, Arthropoda, Insecta, Diptera, Psychodidae. Gene Ontology annotation, cellular component: cytosol.